Chlorella variabilis is the source of this 279-nucleotide messenger RNA. RefSeq lists its product as hypothetical. The transcript has 3 exons. The record is from RefSeq and is a predicted model, not a curated record. The annotation marks the transcript as partial. NCBI's taxonomy places the organism in Eukaryota, Viridiplantae, Chlorophyta, Trebouxiophyceae, Chlorellales, Chlorellaceae.
CGCAACACCGAGUUCGGCUACUCCCGCAAGGACGUGCUGAUCAUUGGCGGCGCCCUCACCGGCGCGGGCUUUGCCCUCUACUACGGCCUGCAGGCCACCGGCAUGGAUGCGGGCAUGGCCGGAAACUGGGCACAGCUCAUCAUUUUUGUGGGCCUCUGCUUCGGCUGGGUGGGCUCCUACCUGUUCCGUGUGGCCACCAAGCAAAUGACAUAUGUGAAGCAGCUGGAGGACUAUGAGGAGGCGGUGAUGAGGAAGCGGCUGGAGGAGAUGCCCGAGGCC